This is a messenger RNA of Gymnogyps californianus (California condor), 363 nucleotides long. RefSeq names its product scale keratin-like. Bases 1 to 363 code for a protein of 120 amino acids. Gene Ontology annotation, cellular component: intermediate filament. Gene Ontology annotation, molecular function: structural constituent of cytoskeleton. Lineage: Eukaryota; Metazoa; Chordata; Aves; Accipitriformes; Cathartidae. The transcript has a single exon. The record is from RefSeq and is a predicted model, not a curated record.
AUGUCUUCCUGCAGGCAGGUCUGCAACUAUGGCAGCUACUCGCCCUGCGACGUGAGGUGCCCCCCGCCAUAUGCGAAUGCCUGGAACCAGCCCUGCAUCACCUCCUGCGGGGAUUCCCGUGCCGUGGUCUACCCACCACCCGUGGCCAUCGUCUUCCCGGGCCCCAUCCUCAGCUCCUGCCCUCAGGAGAGCGUAGUGGGCACCUCAGCCCCACUGGGUCUGGGCAGCUCCUUUGGCUACGGGAGCUCCCUGGAUGCCCAGAGCUCCUUCGAUUCCGGUGUCUUCCUGGGUGGCAGGUACUCCUACCCCUGCUAUUCCCGCAGAUACACAACUUACCGUCGUGGGAGCUGCGGGCCCUGCUAA